AUGAUAAUUGCCGAAAAGAAAUGUCUUUAUGACAUGAUAUCUGCGACAAACUGUCCGUAUAUAUUAAAUGUGUGGUCACCAAGAAGGCGUACAUGUUUUUCCAAUGACAAUGUUGUCCUGAACGCGGCCAUUUCCUCGGCCGUCCAUGAAAUACUCUCGGUUGCUUUGGGCAAGGCCUUCGACUUUGUGGAUAUGCAACCAGGGGCGGACUGGGCGGUCGGGCAUUCGGGCGCGGACCGAGGCCAGGAGAACAUUGGGGGCCCGGAUUUCACUAGAUUUCGAAUGACAACAAACCAUUUGUCCAAAAAGUCACCUAUAGCGGAAAUCAGCGUUAUAUUCUUUAUAGCACUUCAGACUCUGCCCUUUCGAAGUAAACAUUCAGAAUCUGUAGCAACUGCUUUUGAUUACAGUACACCUGUAGCAGCUGUUGUAAACCACGGCAAUUUUCUAGGGGCUGUGAAACUUAUUGCUGAGUUCUAUCCAACCCUGGAAGCUUAA
This is a messenger RNA of Paramuricea clavata, 498 nucleotides long. Lineage: Eukaryota; Metazoa; Cnidaria; Anthozoa; Malacalcyonacea; Plexauridae. The record is from the annotation of a GenBank genome assembly.